AUAAACGAAUCUUUUGGAUAUAUUCAAAAUUUUCAGUAUGUUAAAAAUUUGAAUUGGCGCGUAACCGCAACGAUGCAACGCAAUAACUGCAACACGGUCUUCUUUAAGCGUCCACUCCUUAUUUAAAAAUGAGUGAAAAUUCUAAAAGUAUACAUUUUUAUUUUCAUGAACAAUUCUAAAUUCGAAUUCAAUAAACUUUUUUGUGGCCAGCAUUCUAAAAGAAAAGUUUUUACUGUGUGACAAUACUUAUGACCUGACUAGUUAUAUAUAAAAAUGAAUUGCUGUUCGUUAGUCUCGCCAAAACUCGAGAACGGUUGGACCGAUUUGGCUAAUUUUGGUCUUGAAUUAUUUGCGGAAGUCCAGAGAAGGUUUAAAAGGUAGAUAAAUAUCAAAAUGCUCCGAAUUAAAUAAAAAUACCAAUUUUGUUUUUCCUUUGAUGUCCCUCCCGUCAGAUGGAUUCCUUUUGUUUGUUUUAAGUUUAUUUUAUACUCGAGGAGGCUUUAGCAAACAACCAGCAUGGAUUCGCAGAAGCAAAAUAAAAAACCAUCUAUUAAAUUUCACUUGGAAUUUUCUGUAAUUAAGUUUUAUUUUUUUGUAUGUGUAUUGGGUGCUAAUAGCAUAACUCAUUUCAUACCAGGUCUCUUGGUUCUGGCCUGCCAUCUUGCUUCCACGCAGAAUCUUGGUAAGGGAAAUGGAUUCGGAUCAACAUGCCAACAGGCGGAUCCCAUGCCGCAUCCGUACGACACCCGCAGAUAUUUUAAAUGUAACAACUCCGUGAUGCGCGAAAUGGCUUGUCAGAACGGGUACAAGUUCAACCCGAACACUUUGAGAUGCGAAUCAACGAAAUAUCGAAUCAUCAAAAACCAUUUCCUCGACAUUCAGUCAAACAAAUGGUGUUUCGGCGGCGUGCUCAACAGAGCCAUUACCAUCUCGAAGACUAUAGGGGCUACCAUCAUAAAAUGGAUAAAAAGUCACUCAAUAGUGCGCACUACCUUGCGUAUUGUCAUGUCGAUCAUAGAGAAAGCUGUGAAGAGUCUCUGUUCGUACUUCAUGUACAUCUGUUCAUCAAAAACGGAUAAAUCCUGGGGUGGUUGGUUCGUUGACUGCCAGGAUUGUCACAAUAGGCCCAAAAAUGGCAUGUCCGAAAACGAUAUGAGCAACGCACUUGCCCAAGGGAUGAGCAUAGGCAUUAAAAUGACCGGCAGCUCGUCCACGAGACUUACUUCAUCGGUGAAUUCAAUUGAGGAUGGUAAAUUAGAAGCUGUACCAUUGAAAAUGGACUUAUCUCGGAGACAGGGAUCCACUCCAACUGAACACCACGAUUCAUCGGCGAGACAAGAGGUACCUUCCACGGACAAUAAAAAUGUGGUGCCUCCUAGGCAAGAAGAAGAACAUCCAUCAGAUAAUGUCAAAGAUCCCGCAUCUACGGCAAAAGGAAAGUCUGAACGGGAAGAUUACGCGAACGAGGGCGAAGAUAACGAUGGUGCCUUAACCAGAUACGGUGGAAAGGACCCGACGUGCGACCCCCCGGUUCCUAUCUGUCCUAUUGGAACGACCAAGAUGUAUAACAUGCCAGACCCAGCCGACUGCAGAUAUUACUACGUGUGCACCCCUAAGGGAAUGUUCAGGCGCAUGUGCCCUCUCGGUUACAACUUGAAUCCCGUUCAUCUGGUGUGCAUGCCGGCUGCCGACGCGGGAUGUGCCCAAUGGAUACCGCCUUCGCACUGCAUAUUCGAAGCAAUUCCCUGACCGCAGACACAUGGCUGAACGAGAAACGGACUUACCGAAUUUAUUGAAAUGUAUCAUUAAAGGCAAUAAAUUAUAAAACCAA
This is a messenger RNA of Bombyx mori (domestic silkworm), 1831 nucleotides long. RefSeq lists its product as uncharacterized. Lineage: Eukaryota; Metazoa; Arthropoda; Insecta; Lepidoptera; Bombycidae. The transcript is spliced from 4 exons. The coding region runs from base 517 to 1749 and encodes 410 amino acids. The record is from RefSeq and is a predicted model, not a curated record. Gene Ontology annotation, cellular component: extracellular region. Gene Ontology annotation, molecular function: chitin binding.